CUCUGUCUUCUCUCGCACAGCGAUGGAGAUUUUCUCUUUGGGUUUGAAAAAGUUUGUUGCCAAACGCAAAACCCCUUGAAAAAUCUUGAAGAAGACGAUAAACCCCAAUAAUCACUAGAAAUGCCGGUUGUGCGCCAAUCAAUUUCCCUCAAUUCCGCCGCCUUCGGUGAAGCUACCCACGGUGGUCUCCCUUCUUCUUCCUCUUCAUCCAUUAAUACACCUGAAAUACAAAAGCCGGCGGUGAAUGACACCGUCAAUGUAAUCACGAUCAAAUCAGAGGACGAGGAGGAGUAUACUGGAGCCAUUGGCUUUGGCGAUGAGUUUGAGGGUGUAAAUGAAGAUGGAUCAUCAUCUUCGUCUUUUUCAGUUGAUUUGCCCAAAUCCAUGGAGGGUUUACACGAUACAGGUCCGCCACCGUUUCUAAAGAAGACUUUUCAGAUGGUGGAGGAUCCGGAGACGGAUUCCACUGUGUCUUGGAGUAAAAAUGGUGAUAGUUUUAUCGUCUGGGACGCUCAUGAAUUUUCCAAAACUUUGCUUCCUAAAUACUUCAAGCACUGUAACUUUUCCAGCUUCAUUCGCCAGCUUAACACCUAUGGCUUUAGAAAGAUUGAUCCUGAUAGAUGGGAGUUUGCAAAUGAAGGGUUUCGUGGAGGGGAGAAGCAUUUGCUCAAGAACAUCAAGAGAAGAAGUAGGUACAACAAGCAGCAACAGGGAAAAGCAAUCGGUGAUGAUUCACCUAAAUCAGAUUUGGAAGCUGAACUUGAAAAUUUGAAGAAUGAUCAAGAUUUAUUGAGGAUCGAAAUCCUCAAACUCAGGCAGCAACGAGAAAACUCGGAUAAUCAACUCAGCAUUGUUGAACAGCACAUUCAAGUUGCAGAGUGCAAGCAAUUACAGAUGUUCAUUUUCCUGAAUAAAGCGGCUAAGAACCGUGCCUUCAUUCAAAAUCUUAUCCAGAAGAGAAAACAACAGAGAGAACUGGGUGGGAGUGCUUUCAAGAAAAGAAGAUCGCUUUCAACCCAAAUUCCUAAAAGCUUGCCUGAUGCAGCAGAUGCAAGCCAAAGUGUCAACUGUAGACACCAAGCUCAGGAACAAUUGGCUGCAAUGCAAACUGAACUCACUGAGGUAUUAAGAGAGGAUACAGAGACCAACACAAUGUCAAAACUAAUCGAGCAGCCGAUGAGUGAUGAGCUUUACAGUCCUAUUGAUGAUCAGAAGGCUAGUUUGAUAUGUGGCACCAAUGAUAGAGAAACCGUUUACCAUCUAAUGUCUGAGAAAUUACUGGAUGACAAUGCAGGUUCUGAGAAUUUAGUUGAACAAGACCUGGAAGUGAACGAGACUAAAUUGUACCUUGAACUGGAAAAUUUGAUUGGAAAGCCAUGAAGUUUGGGUGGAUAUGUAACUGAGCUGGCAGAGCAUAGGGGUUGUAUUUUAUUUUGAUCAAAGCUUUUGAUUUCUAUGGUAAUGUUUUUAGCAUACAGGUUCCAAGUUUUCUUGACUACAUACACAAGAGUGUAAGGUGGCCAUUCCACUUGAGCUCCAAGCCACAUUGCAGAGAUGCUUGUGUUUGAGAAUGGUCACAAAUGUCAAUACUUUUGGCUUCAUUUUCCUUUUUUCACCAGUGUGUAGAUAUCUGGAUUGUAAAAAUGGUCACACCAGUAAAUACCAGAGUUUAGUUCUGCAGCAAAAGUUUUGCAAUA
Manihot esculenta (cassava) is the source of this 1697-nucleotide messenger RNA. Its product is annotated as heat shock factor protein HSF30. Gene Ontology annotation, molecular function: DNA-binding transcription factor activity; RNA polymerase II cis-regulatory region sequence-specific DNA binding. Gene Ontology annotation, cellular component: nucleus. Gene Ontology annotation, biological process: regulation of transcription by RNA polymerase II. Lineage: Eukaryota; Viridiplantae; Streptophyta; Magnoliopsida; Malpighiales; Euphorbiaceae. The coding region runs from base 121 to 1380 and encodes 419 amino acids. The record is from RefSeq and is a predicted model, not a curated record. The transcript has 2 exons.